Echinostoma caproni is the source of this 681-nucleotide messenger RNA. Lineage: Eukaryota; Metazoa; Platyhelminthes; Trematoda; Plagiorchiida; Echinostomatidae. The record is from the annotation of a GenBank genome assembly.
AUGGCUAGUAUGGACGAUUUUAUUGAGGAAUGUUUGCGGGAACACAAUGCGAAGCGUGCUUUGCACAACGCUCCUGCCCUGCGUCAUAGCCGUGCUCUAGACAAGACGGCACAGGAUUGGGCAGAGCAACUGAUAUCGGAAGAACCAAUUAAAAAUAGCCCUCUCUCAGGCCGUGGAGAAGUCGGAGAGAGCAUCAGUAUGAGGACCAGUACAUCUCCCCACGUUGAUAUUCAAGGUGCCGAAGUUGUUAGCCAAUGGUACGCAGAUAUGAAAAAUUACAAUUUUGAAACCGAGAAAGGACCCGCAGGGAAUUUCACUCAAUUGGUCUGGAGUACCACACGCGAAGUUGGAUUUGGUAAAGCUCGUGCCCCUGGAAAAUGCAUUGUAGUCGCUCAUUACCGCCCACCUGGAAAUGUUCGUGGUCACUAUGCUGAAAACGUUCACCCCCCAGCGGGUGGUGUACCUUCUGGGGCAGGACACAGCUCUGGAACACACUCAACUGACAGUGCGAAACAUACUACUGAAACCAAAAAGACUGUUGUCACCGAGAAUGUCACAGAUCCGGAUGGUUCAAAGUAUACAGUGCGUCGUGAGGUUGUGGAGUCUGUAGGUCCUGAUGGACGAGUAAGUAAUUCCAUGCCAUGGGAAGAAACGUUGUGGUUUUGUGUUGCAUAUACUUGA